Oncorhynchus gorbuscha (pink salmon) is the source of this 2392-nucleotide messenger RNA. Its product is annotated as protein sprouty homolog 3-like. Gene Ontology annotation, cellular component: cytosol; membrane. The record is from RefSeq and is a predicted model, not a curated record. Gene Ontology annotation, biological process: negative regulation of Ras protein signal transduction; negative regulation of fibroblast growth factor receptor signaling pathway; multicellular organism development. The transcript has 2 exons. Lineage: Eukaryota; Metazoa; Chordata; Actinopteri; Salmoniformes; Salmonidae. The coding region runs from base 694 to 1638 and encodes 314 amino acids.
GAUAAACGUACAGACAGGAAGGACUGACCCAAGAGCGUUAGAGAGAGAGAGAGCCAGAGAGAGAGAGAGAGAGAACAAGAGAGCAAGAGAGAGAGGGACUAUCCAGCACUCAGUCAUUACGCUUCCAGGGAUAGCAGAGAGAGAGACUACAGAGCCAUACUACUACAAUAUCUGUGUCCUAUAAUUUUGGAACUUUUUCACUUUAAUUUGUUAACUUUUUUUCACAACCUUAUGUUUUUGAUCUAACAAUAUAUUGUUCAUUUUCAUUCUGAAGCAGAGGACUUGGCUGUUACUUCUUCUUGUGUUCUCUGGGAUAUUUUUAAUGGUACUCUGCCCUCUGGUCUCCAGUGAUCAGCACACUGUGGACCAGGGACCUCUCUGCCCCUGACAAGGCAUCGUGGAGAGGCUGCUUGGCUGCUUGUCGUCAGGGCCGGGUUGCUGCUGCUUCUUCUUUGCAGGGAAUGCAAAGGGACGCUCCUGAAAGGCCUACGGAGGGGACUCAAGGUGAAGGAAGGGAAGGGAAGGAAGGAGCUGUGGCCCCACAGAACUGAGAGAACUGCCCCCCCUCCCCAACCAUCCCACUGCAGCAUGGAUCUCCCCCCAUUCAGAGGUCUUUCUGAUGUGCCGUGAGAGGUGUAAGCCCCCCGCCCCAGUCUCGACCCCCUCCCUGGUGCUCCUUCUCCCAGGACCAGGAUGGACCCUCUCCCGGGUCAUGGCCCUCCACCAGUCAGGAUGGACGUUGAUGGGCUGGACCUCCAGCAGGUGCCUGUCCUCUCCCUGGACCAGAUCCGCUCCAUCCGCGCCAACAACGACUACGUGGAGCGCCCCGUGACCCUGGACCAUGCCUCCCAGUCCGGCUUCUUCUACGCCCACGAUGACCGCUACCCCAUCACCCACGGAUACCCUCCUCAAGGUUACUCUCAUGGUUACCCUCAGGGAUACCCUCUCCCCCGGAGCCAGAGCCAGCAGCAACACGCCCACCUUGCCCAUCUGAGUCGCUCCAGUACUACCAGUUCAGCCAUGUCCCGGAUCAGCGCUGCCUCCGACCAGAGACUCCUGGUGGGCUUGACGCCCUCCCACUCUGGCCUGGCCUCGGUGGUGCGCUCCCAGCCUAAAGGAGAACUCAAGCCUGAGGCUUCUCUGGGUAAAGGCCUGGUGGAGGGAGAGGACCUGGGCUUGCACCUGUUUAUCUGUGAGCUCUGUGGGAGGUGUAAGUGUCAGGAGUGCUGCGCUCCGCGAAGCCUGCCGUCCUGCUGGGCCUGUGGGCAGCGCUGCCUUUGCUCUGCUGAGAGUGCUGUGGAGUAUGGCACCUGUCUGUGCUGCGUUAAGGGCCUGUUCUACCACUGCUCCACUCAGGAUGACGAGGACAACUGUGCUGACCGGCCCUGCGCCUGCACAUCCGCCCACGCCUGCAGCCGCUGGGGCACCAUGGGCCUUCUGGCGCUGUGCCUGCCCUGUCUCUGCUGCUACCCACCUGCCAGGCUGUGCCUCGCCCUGUGCCAGCGGGCCCACGACCGAGCCACCCGCCCCGGCUGCCGCUGCAGCAACACCAACACUGUGUGCCGUAAGAUCUCCACCUCCAACCCCAACCCUGGGCACACCCCCUUCUGCAGCAAGUCCCUGGAAAAACCUGUAUGACAGGGCUGCAGCGGGAGUCAGCCAUCGCCUAGACAACGCAGUCUCAGUGACAACAUUACCAUGACAACAAACACUGUUGCCAUGACAACGCCAUCACCCCCUCCUACCGUGACCUUUCACCUUACGUACCUUCCAUACUUCUCCUCCUGCCUGAGGAGAAAUGACCAAAAGCUUUACUGUACUUCACUGUAACUGUACAUGUGGAGACUUGAGCCGAAACCUGAAAACCGCCUGGUGCUUUUUGCUGAACUGACUGCCAAUCUUAACCUUACUGUGUUACUGUGUGGGCACACUGCCUCUACCUUCCUCUUACUUUGUGGGCCAGUAUAGCGUACAUACUGUGGCUCUGCUCGGUGGGAUGGACUGGGGUUCCUCACUGUGCUGUGUGAUGGACUGGGGUUCCUCACUGUGCUGUGUGAUGGACUGGGGUUCCUCACUGUGCUGUGUGAUGGACUGGGGUUCCUCACUGUGCUAUGUGAUGGACUGGGGUUCCUCACUGUGCUAUGUGAUGGACUGGGGUUCCUCACUGUGCUGUGUGAUGACUGGGGUUCCUCACUGUGCUAUGUGAUGGACUGGGGUUCCUCACUGUGCUGUGUGAUGGACUGGGGUUCCUCACUGUGCUGUGUGAUGGACUGGGGUUCCUCACUGUGCUGUGUGAUGGACUGGGGUUCCUCACUGUGCUGUGUGAUGGACUGGGGUUCCUCACUGUGCUAUGUGAUGGACUGGGGUUCCUCACUUGCUAUGUGAUGGACUG